This is a messenger RNA of Amoebophrya sp. A120, 1129 nucleotides long. The record is from the annotation of a GenBank genome assembly. Lineage: Eukaryota; Dinophyceae; Syndiniales; Amoebophryaceae.
UGGGUAUGUUGGCGGCUGGGGCCGUGUCAUGUUGAAUCAUGUAGACAUCGUGGCAUCUAUCGUAGUUUCCAAGACUCGUUUUUGUUCUUAUUGCUACCUUUACGUAAAGAUAUAUUGAUAUUGCCCAAGAGCGCCACCAAUGCGUGGGCGCUGCAUGGAAAUAAACAUCAGAAGAAAAAAAUACAUAGAUGUAAGCGACACAAGGUCGUCCUAGUUCGUCAUCUGUUUUUGCCAUCCUUUGCGUGCAGAAAGAAAAUAGAAGAACUACUCAGCAGGAAAUCGAUCGUGCGCGAACAAAAAAAUGGGCGAUCAACAGGACGAGUUCGUCAUUUCCGACCGCGUGUUGAAUAACAUGCGAUCGAUUCUAGACGGGGACAAUAUGCUUCCGGGCAUGGAUGUGGAGGGCGACGCGCUGCGGUGUGCCGCCGAUGGGCGCCUCUUCACGUACACGCAAUUUCAGCGGUUCUUUGGGCCGAACAAGUUUGACAUUCUUGAUGCAUGGAAGGAGGCCGAGCCCCGCACAGCCGUGCACCGCGCCAAGCAGGACGAUUUACUGGCAAAGCUGUGCAGCGAUAAGCAGCAGCUGCCGCGGCGGGGGUCGGAACUGCAGUCCCCCCGCCGAGACAUUGGGCGGGUUCGAGACCGCGCGGUGCAGUAUUUUUUCGAGUUGAUCAAGGUGAACGACGUCGAAGGAGUCAGGAAGCUGCUCGACUCCGGCAUCUUCGGCGAUCAGCCGCACCACAUGACGCCCGGAUGGCAGACGGACCUCCCUCGAGAGGAGUUGAAAUGGACGACCUUGUUGCUGGCCCAGGACACCGAGGGAUGGGCGGCGCUGCACCUCACGGCCUUACACGCUUCCGCUGAGGUAGCGACGCUGCUGUGCGACCGCUUUCCCUGGCUGAUCGAUGCGCGCCCCGACGCGAGGUUACGGGCAACGCCGCUGCACUUGGCCGCGGAAAGAGACCACCGCGACGUGGCGAGGGUGCUGCUGAAGAAGAAGGCCAAACUGCAUGCGCUGAAUGCCAUCGGCGAAACACCCAUCGAGAAGGCAAAGCAGUGCGGGCAUUUACGCAUGGAGCAGCUCCUGGUGGGGUUUGCGAUUGCCAGGUGGCACGGCAGAGAAACGUGA